Messenger RNA from Hemicordylus capensis (graceful crag lizard), 611 nucleotides. Its product is annotated as guanine nucleotide-binding protein G(s) subunit alpha isoforms XLas-like. The transcript has 2 exons. The coding region runs from base 1 to 549 and encodes 182 amino acids. The record is from RefSeq and is a predicted model, not a curated record. Lineage: Eukaryota; Metazoa; Chordata; Lepidosauria; Squamata; Cordylidae.
AUGCGCAAACUCCCGAGUUCCGGCUCCGCACCCGCCAGGGAGCUCUCAAGCGCGGCAAGUGCUACCUCCCUUACUCCCAGGCAAGAGGAGGAGCGGAGCAGCCCAGCCCAGCGCGGCGCAGGCACCCGCGGCCUCCCUCCUCCGAGGCAGAAGCCCCGCGAAUCCAGGCAGCGCACUGCGCAGCCCCCUUGGCUCGCCUGGGCAGCUGCGGCGCUCCCUCACCUUGUCGCCUUCCGGCCCAGCAGCAGGGCAGCCGCGAUGCUCGCCCAUGGCGCACAGAGGCCCCGGCUCAAGGGCAGCGCCGCCGGGCGACUGGCGGAGCCAGACCAACAGGCAGCAGCAGCAGCAGCAGCAGCUACGGGAACAGCCAACGCCGCGGACACAGUUCCGAGGAGGCCUCGGCGGCAGCAGCCACAGCUCCUCCACUGCCGGCCCCGGGGGCGGGACCAGAGGCUGGCCGUGCGAAAGGAAAAUAGUCAGGCUAGAACAAUAUUACUACUGUGCAACCCACAGAAUGAACAUAAGAUUUUAUACCUGAUUCAUCAUUGAAAGAAGUAAAGCUGAUCAGCAUUUGCACGUUUACUUCACCACAGCCAUUUACUAGAAGCCUG